UCUUGUGACAUAGCUUUCUUAAGCUACACUGUCCAGAAACACCUAAAGACAUGAAUUCCCAUUUACACCACCAAUCACAGAGCCAUGGCAACCAUGCUCUGAAACCCAGAAAGAAAAGGCUUGCUAGAGACCAACUUAGGCUCCUGGAAACAAGUUUCAAUGCCAACCAGACGCUGAAAGCAGAACACAAGAUCGAGCUUGCCAGCCAACUAGGACUGACAUCAAGACAAGUUGAAAUAUGGUAUCAAAAUAGAAGAGCCAGAAACAAAAAUAAUGCCAUUGAGCAUGACUACAAGAAUGUCCAGCUAGAGCUAGAUAAUGUAAUGACAGAAAACACCAGGCUCGAGAAGCAAGUUAGCACGCUUAAAUAUGAGCUGAACAAGGUUCAGCAAAUGAUACUUUUUGGAUCAACCACAUCUGCUUCAGCUCUCGCUUCUGUUUCAGGAUAUAGCGAUGAGCAGGCAAACUCAACCUCUCCAGGAAACAUGAUAUGUAAUUGGAGAGAUGCUGGAAAUGAUGAAAUCUUUCCUGUAGAAGAGCUAUAUACUUGUUUGACAGGCUCUGGCACUCAGUUAUGGCCUCUUAGCUGAAUCAGAGGAUACUCAAUCAUGAAACAAAUGAUGACAGUAGAAUUUAGAACUUCUGAAGUUCUUCCUGCUAAAAUUAGGUUGUUUGUAUUUCAUGGUCAAGCCAAGAAAUUUUAUUCAAUGUUGAAGCUUAAGACAA
This is a messenger RNA of Populus nigra (black poplar), 726 nucleotides long. Its product is annotated as homeobox-leucine zipper protein ATHB-52-like. The record is from RefSeq and is a predicted model, not a curated record. Gene Ontology annotation, cellular component: nucleus. Gene Ontology annotation, molecular function: sequence-specific DNA binding; DNA-binding transcription factor activity, RNA polymerase II-specific. Gene Ontology annotation, biological process: positive regulation of DNA-templated transcription. Bases 51 to 590 code for a protein of 179 amino acids. Lineage: Eukaryota; Viridiplantae; Streptophyta; Magnoliopsida; Malpighiales; Salicaceae. The transcript has a single exon.